Messenger RNA from Pistacia vera, 1657 nucleotides. RefSeq lists its product as uncharacterized. The record is from RefSeq and is a predicted model, not a curated record. Lineage: Eukaryota; Viridiplantae; Streptophyta; Magnoliopsida; Sapindales; Anacardiaceae. The transcript has a single exon. Bases 437 to 1549 code for a protein of 370 amino acids.
AGCUCGUUAUAGAUUGAGCUAUAUCUUCUCGUGAGCUUAAGAUCGAAUCGAUAUUGAUGUGUUCGAGUUAUUGGACCUUCCGAGCUUGCGGCAAAUUCGCACACAACAUAGGCCAAUGCGAUUAUUGCACUGAAAUUAAUUUCUUAUUUAGUUAACCUAAAUUAUCCUAAUCCACACAACCAAAUUUUUGUCUGAAUAAAUAUAUGACAAAGCCCCCAUGCUCGAAACUAAUAAACAGCCACUCGUAACUUGAAGACAUUCUUCAAGUCCACCUGGCGAAGCUGAGCACCACACGUGAAUCUAAGGCUUAAAACUUAAUCGCUAACGGGAUAAACCUCUUUAUCACUGCCACCAAAUCUCUCGCAUGCGCCAUCAAUUAAGCCUCUUCUCAAAACACUCGAAGCUCAACACAUUCUAAAGCCUUAGGGGCCACGAAAUGGGCUGUGCAUCAUCAAAACGAAUUGAGGCGGCUACCGGCGUUGAUGUCUACCGUCCAGCUCCCGCCAGUUUUGCUGUGUUUGAUAUCAACGCCAUACAAGAGCCAUGGCUGACGGGGGACAAUGAUAAAUCUCAAGAAAACCAAGAGAAACCCACGCACGUGCCUGCUUCAAUUCUCGAGAAGCUCAACAAGUUCGAAACUGAUGCUCCUCAUUCGUGGGACGAGGUUAGCAAAGCUCUAGAAGACCUAAAGCCCACCAUUAAUAAUGAUACCACUGCCAAGUCACCAACUAAACCGGCUCCGCCCGUUAAAACCGCCAUGCAAAGGCCAACCCCACCGCGAAAGAGCGCAUCUUUUCACACACUUGAAGAGUUCGACGAGAAGAUAUCGUCAAAGCCAGCUAAUAAAGAACUGAAAAAAACUCAGUCCAUGCGUACAGAAGAGACGAACAAAAAAAAGCCCGAGCUCAACAAGAUUAAUAACGAGCCAAACAAGUCCGAGCCACGAGUUGAAAUUGGAGGAGGAGGGUAUAAGCCAGUGAAAGAGAACAUAUUCAUCCUCAAAGACAGACUCGAGAAAGAAAAAGAAGGCAAGCAAGCAAUUUUCGAAAAGCUCCGACGAGACCCAUUAAGCGACUUCCCAGAGAAGUGUCCACCAGGCGGAGCAGACUCAGUGGUGGUAUACACGACGUCGUUGAGAGGAGUCCGCCGCACAUUCGAGGACUGCGCGCGCGUGCUGAACAUAUUCGAGGUGCACCGCGUGGUGACGGACGAGAGAGACGUGUCGUUGCACGGAGAGUUCUUGAAGGAGCUGAGGGAGUUAUUGGGAGAAGAAGAAGCGAGCGUACCGAGGGUAUUCAUGAAGGGGAGAUACGUGGGAGGAGUGGAAGAGUUGAGUGAGUUGAACGAGACAGGGAAACUGGGGAGGAUAGUGAGAGCGGGGCGUUUGGAAACAGGAAUAGGGAGACAAGCGUGUGAAGGGUGUGGAGGGGCGAGGUUUGUGCCGUGUUUGGAAUGUGGUGGAAGCUGUAAGGUUGUGGUGGAUGGAGUAAAAGAGAGGUGUGGGAAGUGUAAUGAGAAUGGGUUAGCUCUUUGUCCUGCUUGUGCUUAGUGGGCUUUCUUUUGUUUAUUGUGGUUGGAUUUUAUACAUUUUCAUUUUCUACCAUUGUAUGAAUUUGUUGACUUUCAGUAUUUGGGUUGUAAAAAGUUUCUCGUGUUC